AUGGACUCCACAAGGCUUAGGAAGGCUUUCAAGUAUCCCCCUGAUGACGACGGCGAUGGGUCACAAGAAGCUAUGGACGAAGAAGAACAAGAGCAUCUUUUACAAAACCUUCAGGCUUCGGAGACAUCAACGAACGAGAUCUACACCACGGUUUUCACAUGCCUGCCGCUCGUCAUCGUCUUGCCGUUUCUGUGGUAUCUGUUCAGAUCAACAUCGGGGACAAUGGUUCUCCUAUGUCUAUUGGGCAUCACCUCGCUCGUCUCCAGUGCCUACAUAAUGUACAUGGUCCCUGUUUCUACAACCCUGGGGUCUCUGUCCAACCUCACGCGAAUCGCGCGCCGGGACUACAGCGGUUCUCGGACAUCUUUUCUCCUGACUUCUGAUCAAAGUCCCAUCAACCAGUACUUGCCCUACCUCAAUGCAUUCAUCUGCGCAUUGUUGUUCCUCGCCUCCUGGGGUUAUUUGUCACGAAGUGAUGUGCCGGAGGGUCUGUGGCUGUUUCUACUGCUUCCAGGUCUUAUCUUUGGGAUGGUCUUCAUGGCGAAGCGGAGUAUGGCGGAGAUCGAGACCGGGUUGAGCGAGCUGCGCGGGAUGCGAUAUCAAUACAAAGGGGCGUGA
Messenger RNA from Cladophialophora yegresii CBS 114405, 618 nucleotides. RefSeq lists its product as uncharacterized. NCBI's taxonomy places the organism in Eukaryota, Fungi, Ascomycota, Eurotiomycetes, Chaetothyriales, Herpotrichiellaceae. The transcript has 2 exons. The record is from RefSeq and is a predicted model, not a curated record. The coding region runs from base 1 to 618 and encodes 205 amino acids.